AUGGCCAAGUUCUCCGUUGCCGCCCUUGCGGCUCUUCUGAGCACCGCUUCCGCCUCCCUGGUCGCACGACAGACGGCUGCCAGUACCACCGCCGCCGCGACCACCACGGCGGCAUCCGCCCCUUCGGCCGUCUCAGACUGCGCCGUCACCUCAUCUACCCAGAUUUGCAAGGUUGGCACCACAGAGUACAUCAUCGCGGAAACCCCAACCGGCGCGCUGCCCAGCUCCUACACCGGCUGCCACAAGCAUGCGACCGACACAUACUGCUUCUACCCUGAUGGCGAGGUUCUCGUUGAGGCUGCCAACGCCCCGGCUGCUACUGCCGCUACCACGACUGCCGCCGCCGCAACUGGCAUGCCCACGGCUGUCUCUGACUGCCAUCUCCAUGGAGUCACUGUUUUCUGCAUGUGGGGUACCUCCGAGUACCAGGUCAUGACGACGCCCACCAACACCGCCGCUUCCGCUAUCCCGACUGCAUUCACCGACUGCCACGCACACGGUACCGACACCUACUGUAUGGCCCCCAACGGUGACGACGUCGAGAUCGUGGCAGAGGGUGCCGAGUCCUCCGACUCGGGCAGUGGCAGCGAUAGCGAAACGCCUCAAGGCGAGAAUUGCCACUUCCACGCCGGUGUUGAGCAUUGUGUUGGAGCCGGCGAGAGCGAGAGCAGCGGCACAAGAAGCUGCGCAAAGGUUGCGCGCGACUACAACAUCCCUCUCCGCGUCGGUCUCCUGUUUGUCAUCUUGGUAACCAGCGCGUUCGGUGUCUACUUCCCAAUCUUCAUGAUCAAGUGGAUGCCUACCAAGACGCACACCAUUUUCCUCAUCCUCAAGCAGUUUGGAACCGGCAUCAUCAUCUCGACUGCCUUUGUCCACCUGUACACACAUGCGCAACUCAUGUUUGCCAACGAGUGCCUGGGAGAGCUGGGCUACGAGGGCACCACAUCCGCCAUCGUCAUGGCUGGCAUCUUUAUCUCUUUCCUGGUCGAGUAUCUCGGCAAGCGCCUCGUCAUGGCCAAGGUUGCUGCUAACCCGACCUCUGCAUCUCGCUUCUCUCCCGAGACAGUCACUGUCCUGGUUCUUGAGUGCGGUAUUAUCUUCCACUCCAUCCUGAUUGGUAUUACUUUGGUCGUCGCCGGUGACACCUUCUUCCUCACCCUCUUCGUCGUCAUUCUUUUCCACCAGAUGUUCGAAGGUAUCGCGCUCGGUACUCGCAUUGCCCAGCUCGGCACCGCCUCCCCCGUGGAGAAGAAUGAUCGCCCUGCCGCCGUCGAAGUCGAACAAACCUCCUCCACCCCCGACAGCCUCAACUCCCUCAAGGCUCCAACCUUCUCUCUCGUCAAGAAGCUUAUCCUCGCCACCCCUUUCGCGCUCGUCACCCCCAUCGGCAUGGCCAUCGGCAUUGGCGUGCUGCAGCAGUUCAACGGCAAUGACCGCAGCACCAUCAUUGCUAUCGGCACUCUCGAUGCGGUAUCCGCUGGUAUUCUUGUCUGGGUCGGUGUUGUGGAGAUGUGGGCCGAGGACUGGAUGCACGGGCACGCAGAGCUGCUUCACACCAGCCCCAUCGUCACCAUCCUGGCUGGUCUCGGCCUGGUCGCUGGCAUGAUCAUCAUGAGUGUGCUUGGCAAGUGGGCUUAA
Messenger RNA from Colletotrichum gloeosporioides, 1638 nucleotides. Its product is annotated as Zinc-regulated transporter 1. Gene Ontology annotation, biological process: zinc ion transmembrane transport. The record is from RefSeq and is a predicted model, not a curated record. The coding region runs from base 1 to 1638 and encodes 545 amino acids. Lineage: Eukaryota; Fungi; Ascomycota; Sordariomycetes; Glomerellales; Glomerellaceae. Gene Ontology annotation, cellular component: plasma membrane. Gene Ontology annotation, molecular function: zinc ion transmembrane transporter activity. The transcript is spliced from 5 exons.